UACUACUAAUACUACUACUACUAUUAUUACAACCACGGCAACUACUAUUCUUAUUGCCAAUAUUCAUAUGCAGAAUAAAUGAUUUUGAUUGGUCAAUUCAAUUUUCUAAUUAUUAACCAAUAGGAUUAAAGGAAUAAUAUAAACAUUCAAAUUCCAUGAGAAUGUUUCAUAUCUUCCAUAUCUUCGUUGAAAUCAUUUCAUCCAUAGAAUGAAUAGAUCUACAAUAUCUAAACAAUCUCUAACCUCUAAAGAACCUGAUUUAUUUGAUUUACCAAAUUGUUUAAAAUUAUGGUCAAUUAAUAUGUAUCAUUUAACUAGUACAAAAGAACAAAAAAAAUAUGAUCCAAUUGAACUAGUACUACGUUUUAUAUGGGAUGAUAUACAUAUAAAUCAUGAUAAACCAGAAUAUUAUGAUUAUAUAACAAUGAAAUUACCUAAAUCUUAUGUGUUGUUUUCAACAACAUUUAAAAAUAAUACAGAUAAUGUACAAGAAUAUAAUUUUCAUACAGAACGUUGUACACAUUCUAUAGCUGAAAUUGAAAUACAAAAAGGUGUUAUAUUAUCUAAAGAAUUAUCAUUGAAAUUAGCUUUACCCAAUUCAAUUAUGGAAGCAAAUGCUGGAUUUAAACAUGAAAUUUCAAUUGAAUCAUCAACAAGACAAUCAACUGAAGAAGAACUUGCUUGGGGUGUAGAUACACGUAUCACAGUACCACCAAGACAUUCUGCUUCUGCUGAAGUAAAAAUUGAUGAAGAAGAAAUGAAUUGUUGUUUUCGUUUAAGAACAUCAAUGUAUGGACGACUUCGUGUGCUAUUCUUAGAUCCUAUCCAUGAUAAUACAUUAAUUAAAUAUCUUGAAGGUGAUUUAGGUACUAUUAUACAAGAAUCAUUAAAAUCUAAUCAUAUACAUCAAAAUGGUCCUGAUCAAGGUUCAUUUAUAUGGACUGAAUCAAUGUUAAAAUCAAAUCAACGUAUAUGUUAUAUAGAAACAUGGGGUAAAUGUAAAUUUCGUUUUGGUGUACAUCAAUUUGUUGAAGUCAGCCAAAAAGCUCAUUGAGAAUCAAACAAUUAAAAAAAAACAAAAAAAAAUUAGUUGCUAUGGCAAUUAUAACUUAAACUUAUAUCAUAUAAUCUUGAUAAAAUAAAAGAAGGAAGACAAUCAAAUUUGAGUGCAUUUCAUGAUGAUCAUUCAUUAUUCAAUGUACAAUUGUCUUGGAUCACUUCGAUCUGUCUUAAAUGAUCCUUUCAUUGACUUAUUUAAUCCAAAUGUACAUGAAUCAUCUCAUAUUGUAAAAUAAAGUUUCAUUUAUGAUUUCUAUUUUGUUGUUUAAAUUAUCAUUAUGUUAAAGUUUUCUUUCUUUUUCAAUUCAAUAUUGUUCAAUAGUAAAUUAUGGAUGAUAAAUCUCUUUUUCUUCUUCUUCUUCUUCUUCUUCUUCUUCUU
Molecule: messenger RNA, 1438 nt
Organism: Schistosoma rodhaini
Lineage: Eukaryota; Metazoa; Platyhelminthes; Trematoda; Strigeidida; Schistosomatidae
Source: the annotation of a GenBank genome assembly